GUUAACAAACAGCAAACGAUCUACUUGGAGUCACAUCUGGGGCCACCAAAACCACUGCCUUUUAAUACAGUCUUAUUUGAUCUUCUUAACACGCUUUGUUAUUCAUCUCAUUUACCAGUCAAGCUCUACAACGUGCAUGACCUGCAAAUCUUUAUGUAGGAGUGGCAAGGUAAUUUAUGAGGCUGGUGGUCUAAAAGUGAUUCAGAGUAGUCAAACGAUAAGCUAACAUCUAUCCAAAAAGUCAAUGACUACUUAUGGGAGUCUUGUUGGUAAGGUCAUGUAUUUUGGUUGGUGUUCACAAGAUAAUUGUCGACUAUGGUUGAAGACCUUAGAUGACGGCUCGGAACCUCACGUCUGGGGCAUGGGAUUCUUCGAGUGAUAAUGCGAGAACAACAUUUAUUAGAACAUGUUUGCAGGUUACUUACCAUCGAUAUCACAAGGACUGUGCGCUGUUUGUUUUUAGGAGGGAGAUUAUUAUUGUGAAUCUGGGAUUGAUCCGUCCACUUCAUGUCGUUUAUCUAGAUCCUUCUUGGCCUUCUUUCUCACGUGUUUAUUCUUGCACUCAACGUGAUGUCAUCAUUUGCCUACAUGAAAAUGGUAAUUUAAGCGUAUAUGCUUGUCGUGGUCUUGCUUUAGCAGCGGAUCCUUCUCUUCAUCCUUCUCAUUUACUGCGAAAACCUAGUAAGGAAUCUUCUGAUAUCCACUCUGAUAACAGCUGCACUUAUGUUCUUGUUGCAACUGCUGCUUCUUCUAGACGCCCAAAACAAGUACAUCAUGUUGAUUUUUCUGUGGACCAAAUGAAUGAGUUGAAUAUUGUCGUAGCUUCAAUUGAUGGGCGUUUCCAGUUUUGGCAACUGCGAGCUGUUCGAGACUCAACUUUUUGUGAUGAAGAGGUGAGACCAAUUUGGAGCCUUUCAGAUCUGCUACCACAUACACCUGUUGUAAAUAAGCCUCCAAUAAAGUUGUAUCUCGAAUUAAAUGGCCUAUACUCUCCAAGUAGAUCAGAGCCAACACUGUGUCGCGUAUGUCCACCGAAUCUGAUGGGACUUUCAAUGGUAGACUCAAUUCGUGGUCCAUUAGUGUCUGUUGGGAAUAACCGUGGUGACAUCCAGAUUUGGGAUGUAUCAUCAGCUAUAUUAUGGCGUGAAUAUCGUGUACUACCGGUACCUAUCAAAGGAAUUGAAUGGAUAGCAAUACCUCGAACAAUUUAUAAAAAUAAACAAUUCAGUGAAGAUUCUUCGAGACCAUCAUCAUAUGAAUAUUCAUUAGGUUUAAUUGUUCAUGGUUGGCAAUCCAAAGAUGGUCACCAAAGUUCUCUUACUGAAAAUUCAUCGAAUAGAACAAAUACAAUAGGAAGAAAUUUUGUUACUACACUGGACUUAUCAACGGGUUAUAUGCGUAUAUUUCGUGAUAUUUCAAAUCAAAAUAUUGACAAGACAGGUCCUCGCAUAGGAAUCAGUGUUCCCGGUAGUCAACUUUUAUCUGGAUCCAACGAUCAAGAAAAUCUUUUUGAAGGACCAAUUGACAUUCUUUGUGUUAGCCACUUAAACCAAUACGUUGGUGUAGCAAUUCGUAAGAGUCCUGUAGAAAUAUGGAAACUAUCUACUUCUUCUUUAAUAGUUAAACUACCUUUGCUACCGGAUAUAACAGCUGUUGCUUUGGACUGGUGUCAUUCGCCAACGAAAUAUCAACGAAGUCGUAAGAUUUCAGACAAGAGUUCUAAAUCUGAGGACUAUGUUCAUUCAAAAGAAUCUGCUCGUACUCGUGAAUCAUGUAUUAUAUGCACUUCGGAUGGUAAUAUUCGCUUGAUUGCAGUGAAUAAUGAUUCAGUAGAUAGCACUUCAGUUUCAAUACAAUAUGGUUUUGUAGCUGUUCGAGAUUUACAUAGUAAAAGAACAUUGUUUAGAACAACUUGUUCAAAGUCACAAUCAAAUUAUUUUGAUCAAGCCCUUGGUUCUUUUAAUGAACAAUAUUUCGACCCAGAUAUAAUGUUAGAAACAAAUACUUCUGUUGUACAUCCUUCAUUGAAUAUUCGACGUUUAUGUUUUACACCGGGUUUAUCGACUUUUACUCGUCUUCUUAGUUUGCAGUUUGAUUCCGUAUGUGUUUGGGAACCAAGACAGAUGCUCCUUUUAUGUAUGAUUGAAUUCGGUGUAUCAGUUCAUCAUUCCUUAAUUUGUGCUGAUUGGGUUUCUGUUGUUACUAAAUUAUCAGAUAGAGCUUUGUGUAUUCUUUUGGGUGGAGAUGGUGCUUUACGACUUGUACAAGCUGGUCAAGCUAAUUAUGAAAUGACAGUUGUUAAUUAUUCUAAUCAGUCAGUAAACCUUGGGAAUACAAUUACUCGUGGAACUACUUUACAAGAUCCGAUUUCAAAAUUUUACAUUCAGAGUCCAUUGCCAGAUAGACCUGACAUUCAAGAUCCUGUUUUAGUCCCGUCGUUACUUCCAUCCAUCACUGCCCUAAAUAUUCGACAUCUCUUACAACAUCAACCGUGGUGUAAAAAGUCUCAAAAUAUCCCUUCGAUUAAAAAUGAGAAUUUAUUGAUUGAUAUAGCUUCUAGUUCUCAAGCGUUAACAUGCGAUCAGACUACCAUAGCUAAUACUGAAUCAGACCAAAGCUCUUAUUCUAGUAGUGACUGUUCUCUGCUUGCUCCUGGUUUUGCAAAGAUUCAGAAUUCUGUAAAUAUAUUCCUAUAUGGCCUCAAAACAAGACAUGAAUUAUCUACCAGUUUUAUGAACCUGUCGAAUACUACCAUUAUUGAACGUUGUUUAUGGACUGCUCAAUUAUUUGGUGAUGUAUAUGAAGUAAAAUUUUGGCGAUUGGUUGCAAAUCGUUUACUAUACAAAAAAGCUUUACAUCACAAUCCACAACAAUUAAAUAACCAGUUAUGGUCUCGGUAUUUUUUAGAUUUAUCUUGGGAUUUUUUAGCUGACUGUGAUUUAUAUCGUCAGAAUGUUGAAAAGUUUAUAUCAUAUAUGGAAAAGCCGCAUAAUUCACCUACUGAAAUUAUGGAUUGUGUUAAUACACUGAUUAUGGUCGGUCAACAGGAUCGUGCAGUUUCUUUACUACUGGAAACACCUGCAGAUUCAAGUAAUUAUUCUAUAAAUAUGUAUCGUGCUUGUUUGUUUACGGCAAAUAUUGCUAGAAAAUCUCUUCUGUCCGAGUCUAGCGUAAAUCAACCAGCAGAAGAUAAUUAUUUAAGUGUAAUAAAAUUAGUUGCUACAAAUUUACUUUCUAAUGGAAAAAUUAAUGAUGGUAUUGGUUUAUUGUGUCUUAUUGGCUUACAAGUUGAUGCAUGCCGUUACUUAGAAUCGUUCGAUCGAUGGGAUCGUUCUGUAUGGUUAGCUAAGUGUACAUUAUCAAUUGAAGAACAUGAUAAAGUAAUGAGACGUUGGGCGUCCUAUUUAGCUUCAUCUCAGGUUAAUCGAAAAGAUUUAGCUAUACUCAUUUAUGUUUAUUUAGAAGAUCAUUCUAAUGUCUUAAAGUUACUUUUUAAUCUUAAACAAUAUCAGUUGGCAGCUAGAUACCUGGAAGCAUGCCGUGAAUUAAGCUUAUUGAAUACAACUAAAGAAACAGCAAACACUUCUUCUUCUGUCUUCUGAUUUUGAGACUGGGGUUCUAAACUUUCGAGUGCCGUAGUUGUAUACCGUAUUCUGCGUUAAUCAAGUGGUGAACAUAACAAAGUAUAAAAUAAGUUAUGAUUUUCGGUACCUUAUGCUGAUAUCAUGAACUAUGUUCGCAUUUCUUGAUAUUCACUAGUGUGAAAGGAUUCUAACUGUGGAAAUCAGCACAAAAUUGAUUUUGAUUUGAUAGUUUAUAUAUGUAUAUAAUUAUGAUACUAUAAUUUUCAGAUUUGCCAAUAUCAUAUUUAUUACAUAAUUAACAUUUUAUAAGUCACAAUAUUUACCAUAAUAAAUU
Molecule: messenger RNA, 3918 nt
Organism: Schistosoma mattheei
Lineage: Eukaryota; Metazoa; Platyhelminthes; Trematoda; Strigeidida; Schistosomatidae
Source: the annotation of a GenBank genome assembly